CGGAGCCGGGGCAGACCGUGAGCGAGAGCGCCUCAGAGAAGCGCUUGCAACCUCUGUGCCUCCUCCGCCAGAACCUCGAGAGAAGGACGCCCCCAGCCUCGGCCCUAGCCUCACCGCGCUCCCGGAGCAUCCGAUCCCGCUGCUCACCGCCUUGUUGGCUUCCGUGUCGCUGCGCUCGUCCCGGCUCUUUCUGCGCGCCACAAUGAGCUCCAGCACCGCCAGGGCGCUCGCUGUCGCCGUCACCCUUCUCCACUUGACUAGGCUGGCACUCUCCACCUGCCCCGCCGCCUGCCACUGCCCUCUGGAGGCGCCCAAGUGCGCCCCGGGAGUCGGGUUGGUCCGGGACGCCUGUGGCUGCUGUAAGGUCUGCGCCAAGCAACUCAAUGAGGACUGCAGCAGAACGCAGCCCUGCGACCACACCAAGGGGCUGGAAUGCAAUUUCGGCGCCAGCUCCACCGCUCUGAAAGGGAUCUGCAGAGCUCAGUCAGAAGGCAGACCCUGUGAAUAUAACUCUAGAAUCUAUCAGAAUGGCGAAAGCUUCCAGCCCAACUGUAAACAUCAGUGCACAUGUAUUGAUGGCGCUGUCGGCUGCAUUCCUCUGUGUCCCCAAGAGCUGUCUCUCCCCAAUCUGGGCUGUCCCAACCCCCGGCUGGUGAAAGUCAGUGGGCAGUGCUGCGAGGAGUGGGUCUGUGAUGAAGACAGCAGCAUUAAGGACUCCCUGGACGACCAGGAUGACCUCCUUGGAUUUGAUGCCUCGGAGGUGGAGUUGACGAGGAAGAAUGAGUUAAUUGCAGUUGGAAAAGGCAGCUCGCUGAAGAGGCUUCCUGUCUUUGGCACCGAACCGCGAGUCCUUUACAACCCUCUGCAUGGCCAGAAAUGCAUCGUUCAGACAACGGCAUGGUCCCAGUGCUCCAAGAGCUGCGGAACUGGCAUCUCCACACGAGUUACCAAUGACAACCCAGAGUGCCGCCUGGUGAAAGAGACCCGGAUCUGUGAAGUGCGUCCUUGUGGACAACCGGUGUACAGCAGCCUGAAAAAGGGCAAGAAAUGCAGCAAGACCAAGAAGUCCCCAGAACCAGUAAGGUUGAAUUAUGCAGGAUGCUCCAGUGUGAAGAAAUACAGGCCCAAAUACUGUGGCUCCUGCGUGGACGGUCGCUGCUGCAUGCCUCUGCAGACCAGGACCGUGAAGAUGCGGUUCCGAUGUGAAGAUGGGGAGAUGUUUUCCAAGAAUGUUAUGAUGAUUCAGUCUUGCAAAUGUAACUACAACUGCCCACACCCCAACGAGGCAUCAUUUCGCCUCUACAGCCUGUUCAAUGACAUCCACAAGUUCAGGGACUAAAUGCCUCCUUGGUUCCUAGUGUGGGGUGGAUAGAGGAGGAGUGUGAGCAUCAUGGAGACAUGGGUGGGGUGGUGGGGUGAAGGGGCUCAUUGUAGAAGGGAUGCCUUGCUCAUCAUUGAGUAGCAUUAAGGUAUUUCAAAACUGCCAAGGGGGCUGGUGUGGAUGGACAAUAAUGCAGCCGCAGUUGGGGAAUACUUCGCUUCAUAGUAUUGGAGCACGUGUUAAUGCUUCAUUUUGGAGCGUGUCGUGUGGAUGAUGUUCUGUUUUCUGUUUGUAAAUUAUUUGCUAAGUGUAUUUUUUGCUCUAGAUCUUUCUCCCCCUCUCUGUUCUACAGUUGUAAUAGAGAUAAAAAGAUGAGUUGUGCCCGUGAAAGCCUUGUUUGUCCUCUGACAGAAGUCAAUGAAAGGGCCUCUCAUCCCUUCCUGGGGGAGGGGGACACUCUGUGAGUGUCCGAGAGGCAGCUACCUGCACUCUAAAUUGCAAACAGAAACCAGGUGUUUUAAGACUGAAUGUUUUUUAUUUAUCAAAAUGUAGCUUUUGGGGAGGGAGGGGAAAUGUAAUACUGGAAUAAUUUGUAAAUGAUU
Peromyscus leucopus (white-footed mouse) is the source of this 1923-nucleotide messenger RNA. RefSeq names its product cellular communication network factor 1 (gene Ccn1). Gene Ontology annotation, molecular function: protein binding. NCBI's taxonomy places the organism in Eukaryota, Metazoa, Chordata, Mammalia, Rodentia, Cricetidae. The transcript is spliced from 5 exons. The coding region runs from base 203 to 1339 and encodes 378 amino acids. Gene Ontology annotation, biological process: signal transduction. The record is from RefSeq and is a predicted model, not a curated record. Gene Ontology annotation, cellular component: extracellular region.